CUCCCGCAGCUGCACGAAUCACGGGCUUAUGUUGGCUAACAAACGCAUCUCUUUUGCCAUUCCGAAGCAAAGGCGCGGCAGCUCGCUCGCUCUCGCCUUAACCUCCUUCCUUCCAAAGGCAAGCAAAGCAAGGCAAAGCAAGCGAGAGCGAGAGCGAGAGCGGGGGGGAGAGGGAGAGCGAUGGGAGGAGACCUGCAGCGGCGGGGCGGCGCCGUGCGGUUCAGGAUGCCGCGGCGCCGGGCGCUGGCGGCGGGGCCGCCGCUGCUGCCCGGGGCGGCGGCGCAGGGGGAGCGCAGGAGGAAGAAGAUGGCGGUGGCGCGGCUGGGCGGCGGCCGCGGGGGAUUCUUCGGGGCGGUGCGCCGGCUGCGGAUGCGGUGGGUGGCGGCGGCCUACCGGCGGGCGCUGCGCCGGCUGCGCGCCUUCUACGCCCGGGCGCUGGAGGACCUCCUCGAGGGCGCGGCGGCCGUUAGCAUGAUGCAAUCCAACUACGCCGGCGCCGACUGCUCCUUCGGCACCGCCUUCGCUCCCGCCGUCACCGUCGGCAACCGCUACUGACGCCGGCCCCCCGCGCCGAGCGAGGAUCUGAUGGAGCGGGAGAUCGAGCACGUCGUCCGUGUGUAGUGGUACUCGUCUCGUGCUUGACUCAGCUGCUUGGGAUCGAUCGACGUUCUACCUCCUUGAUCUGUACGUGUACGUACGUAUAAACUCUGUUGUUUAAGUUAGCUAGCAUGUUACUGCUGCUGCUACUUAAUUUCUGAAUCAAAGGACAGGCGAUGAUGAUAAACUAAACGAGGAAAGAAAGAAUCAAAUUUCUUUUCCUUCGUUCGAGUCUUGUUCAA
This is a messenger RNA of Triticum aestivum (bread wheat), 839 nucleotides long. RefSeq lists its product as uncharacterized. Lineage: Eukaryota; Viridiplantae; Streptophyta; Magnoliopsida; Poales; Poaceae. The coding region runs from base 181 to 555 and encodes 124 amino acids. The transcript has a single exon. The record is from RefSeq and is a predicted model, not a curated record.